AGGCUGAUUUUUUCACCAAUAAUAUUUACUUUGUUGGAAAAUAUCUUCCUUCCUUUUCUUCUCUCACCGAAUUCUCAGUAAAAAUCUUAUUCGUUUCCUUAGCUUCCGUAAAAAUCUGAUAUUUCUUUUCAAUUUCCUUAGCUUUGAUUUCUCGCAUACUUGUGUUGGUGUCCCUUUUUCCAAUUUCCUUUUCUUAUUCUGCGUUCCUUCACUUUUUUCGACAAUAAUUGUCACCAUUAAAAAGUUCUCAACUUUGCCUCUCUCACACACGCACACACUUGACAGACUGAAGAAAUUGUGAAAUUUUCUAGACUAGUUCUGUAACAACCCUCUGACACGGUUACUGUGUGAUCAUCUUAGUUUUAUAACCCUCAACUCAACACAGCAAUGGAGAUGGAAGAAGAGAAGAGAGUGGCCAAACCCUUGAAGAGAAGGCCAGAGGCUUUGGAUUCUGCACUGCCUGAGGCCUACCAGAUGGAUACAGAUCGUGUAUCGAUUCCCAGAGAGUAUCAACUGAAGGUGUAUGAGGUGGCAAUGAAAAGGAACACUAUAGCAAUGUUGGAGACUGGGGCUGGGAAAACUAUGAUAGCCAUUAUGAUGGUCAAGGAAAUUGGUAGAUCUUUGAAGAACAAAGAUGGUGGCAAAAAGCUGAUUGCUUUCUUGGCUCCCACUGUUCAUCUUGUCCACCAGCAAUUUAAGGAGAUACAAUCACACACAGAUCUUCUUGUGAAGGAAUAUUAUGGUGCCCUAGGAGUUGAUGAUUGGAAUGCCGAAAUUUGGGAGAAGGAGAUCAACAACCACGAUGUGUUUGUCAUGACUCCGCAAAUCUUAUUGGAUGCUUUGAGGAAAGCAUAUAUAAGUUUUAAAGUAUUUGGUUUCAUUGUCCUAGAUGAAUGCCACCGAGCCAGUGGUAACCAUCCUUAUGCAAAAAUAAUGGAGGAAUUUUAUCACAGAUCUUCGGUAAGACCGAAGAUUUUUGGGAUGACUGCUUCUCCCGUAAUUAGAAAAGGUGCCUCAUCCAUUAAAGACUCAAAUCAACAAAUAGGGCAGCUUGAAAGUUUGUUAGAUUCCCAGGUUUAUACAUUGGAGGAAAGAGUAGAAAUUGAGGAAUAUAUUCCCUCGGCCAAGCCAAUGUGCAGAUUUUAUGAUCCGUUACCUGUCAACUUUGAAAUCAAAGAUAAAAUAGAAUCUGCAUUGUCUAAGUUCAAUGCGGUUUUGCUUGGAGUGAAAGAGUCCCUGCCAAGUCAGGACACAGAAAUGGCCAACAGAUGCAAGUUGUUGCAGGAUAGAAUGGCCAGCGAUCAUUCAAAAAUUGUGUUUUGCUUUGAAAAUCUUGGGCUGCUAUGCGCUUAUGAGGCUGUUAAAGUAUGCAUGGAAAGUGCUCCUAAGGUUCAAGAAGAAUGUGAGGUUUUUAAGGAAGGCGUCAUGCAAUAUGAAAAGUUUCUUCAGGAGGUUCUUUCAAUAAUCGAAGGAGCUCUAGAGCAUAAGAAUCUUCUAAAUGCGAAUGGUGGAUCAGGUUCACUAGCUACAGGCCAGAUAUCUCCGAAGCUAGUCGAGCUACUUGAAAUUUUUAGAUCGUUCGGGAAAGAUACAGAGCUUCUGUGUAUCAUAUUUGUUGAAAGAAUAAUUGCUGCUAAAGUAAUCGAAAGAGUGAUGAAGAAAAUAGACAAUUUAUCUCAUUUCAAUGUAUCAUAUUUGACGGGAAGUAACUCUGGUGUCGGCGGUCUUUCAUCUAAAGCACAGUUGGAUAUUCUGGAAUCAUUUCGUAAUGGGAGGGUAAAUCUUCUAUUUUCCACUGAUGUGCUUGAGGAGGGAAUUGAUGUAGCCAAAUGUUCCUGGGUGAUUCGCUUUGAUCUACCAAAGACUGUUCGUAGUUAUAUUCAAUCACGGGGGCGAGCUCGCCACAAGGAUUCUCAUUACAUCACCAUGCUCGAGAGAGGAAAUGCCAAGCAGAUAGAUCAUAUGCUUUUCAUUACUAGAAGUGAAACAUCAAUGAUACAUACAGCCGUGAAUCGAGACCCCGGUGUUUCUCCAGUUAAAGCUUGCAAUACAAACAAAGUAGUUUCAUAUGUUGUAGAAUCGUCUGGAGCAUCAGUCACAUCAGAUUCCAGCAUCAGCCUCCUACAUAGAUACUGUCAAACCCUACCUCUAGACAAAUCCUUCUCUCCAAAGCCAAACUUUGAAAUCUUGACAGAGGGAAAUCUUUAUCGAUGCAAAAUGACUCUACCUCCCAAUGCAUCUUUCCAAACUAUAAUCGGACCUGCAGCAGGCAGUCCUAAUGUAUCUAAGCAGCUUGUUUGCUUGGAUGCGUGUAAGAAGUUGCAUUUGAUGGGCGCUCUUGAUGAUCGUUUACUUCCUUCAAAGCAAGGGUCCGCACAGAAGGAUUCCACCUUGAAAGGCGACACAAAACUGAAAAAAGUCAAAGCAGUAACCGGGUCCGCUCAGAAGGAUUCCACCUUGAAAGGCGACACAAAACUGAAAAAAGUCAAAGCAGUAACCGGGUCUGCUCAGAAGGAUUCCACCUCGAAAGGCGACACAAAACUGACAAAAGUCAAAGCAGUAACCUCAGGGCCAGGGACAACAAAGAGAAAGGAAUUACACGGUUCAAUUCGCACCCGCAUUUUAUCAGGAACUUGGGGAGAUAAACUUGGCGAUGUCAUUUUUCAUGCAUACAAAAUCGACUUUGCUUGUAAUAUUGCGGAACAAAAAUAUUCCAGUUUUGUACUUUUGAUGGAGAGCAAGCUAGCCGAUGAUGUGGCAAACAUUGAAGUGGAUUUGUACUUGCUAUCUAAAUUUGUUAAGGCUUCCGUUUCUUCCUGUGGCCAAAUGCAUCUCGAUGGACAACAGGUCGAGAAAGCUAAAUGUUUCCAACAACUAAUUUUCAACGGUUUAUUCGGGAAGUUGUUUGUCAAAUCAUCGGGAAAAAGAAAAUUCAUAUUUGGCACGGAGGCAUUGCCGUGGGAUCCAUCACAUAUGUAUUUACUUUUGCCUUUGGAGUCGGAGGAUAUAGCUACUGAGCGACCAGUGAUCAGCUGGUCAGGAAUUGAUUCCGCUGUUACAACUGUAGAGUUUUUAAAAAAUAAUGCUCUGUUGAAUCUUCAGCAACCUGCAACAGUUGAUGAAGAUACGUCAAUUCAUAUGCACGAUCUAGAUGAGACUAAACUCAGUAGUGAUAUCAUUCACUUGGCCGACAGAUCUGCAACUGUAGAUGGAAUCAAGGAAAUGGUGGUUGUAGCCAUUCAUACCGGCAGAAUUUAUUCGAUUGUGGACAUUGUUAAUGGUACAUCAGGUUCCACCCCUUUUGAAGGAGAAUGCGAUGAAAGUUAUUCAUCCUUUGCUAAUUAUUACUACAAAAAGUAUGGUAUUGUUCUAAAGCAUCCACAGCAGCCUUUGUUGCUUCUGAAGCAAAGCCAUAAUUUACAUAAUCUUCUUGUGGACUUCCGAAAUGAAGGUGAUUCACUAGAGAAAGAUGCAGGCGGCAAAGUGACUGUCGAGAAAAAGCCUCAACAACGUGCUCAAAUCCCGCCAGAACUUGUAGUUGGCACCGAUAUCACUACAUAUAUCUUGAAGUCAUUUUAUUUGCUACCGUCAGUAAUGCAGCGGCUGGAGACGCUAAUGUUGGCCAGCCAGCUCAGGGAAGAAAUUUCACUACAUGCAGGCCAUUCCAGUAUCUCAAGCUCGUUGAUUCUGGAAGCUAUCACUACGCAAAGAUGUAACGAGAGUUUCUCCAUGGAGCGACUAGAGUUGCUUGGAGACUCGUUCUUAAAGUAUGCCGUUAGCUGCCACCUCUUCCUUAAGUAUCCGAAGAUGUGUGAAGGACAAUUGACUUCACAUCGUACUCGGAUCAUUUCCAACUUGUCUCUCCAUAAAUUUGGAACAGAUCGCAAGCUGCAGGAAUAUGUACGGGACUGCCCAUUUGAGCCACGCCGUUGGACUGCUCCAGGACAAAGUUCAAUAUGGCCUUCUCCAUGUGAGCAUCAGUUGGAUACGAGGGAAGUGCCUCUCGUUGACAGAUUUUUUAGUGAAAACACCAACGUAAAGCUUGGAAAGACUUGUGAUAAAGGUCAUCGUUGGAUUGUUUCAAAGACCAUAUCUGACUGCGUUGAAGCUCUCAUUGGGGCAUACUAUGAAGGCGGUGGUUUGACUGCUGCAAUUAGUUUGAUGAAGUGGCUUGGCAUAGAGGUCGAGUCUGAACAUUUUUUGGUAGACGAUGCUAUCAGAACUGCAUCUCUCUAUAGUUAUGCUCCAAAAGCUGAGGAUAUCAGUGUUCUAGAGUCGAAGCUUGGGUAUAACUUCUCCACAAAAGGAUUAUUGCUGGAAGCAAUAACACAUGCUGCAGGAUCUGAAAAAGGUGCUGGCUAUUCUUAUGAGCGCCUCGAGUUCCUUGGUGAUGCCGUGCUUGACAUACUUGUCACACGUCAUCUUUAUAUGAACCAUAGAGAAGUCGACCCCGGGCUGCUGACAGACAUGCGUUCUGCAUCCGUGAAUAACGACAACUUUGCCCUGGCUGCUGUGAGACAGAACCUUCAUCCGCACCUUCAGCACGUCUCAUCGUCUCUAGAGAGCCAAAUUUCAACAUUUGUGAAUCUGGUAUCUAGCAUGAGCACCUCAGCAUUAACACCAGAUAUCAAAGGUCCUAAGGUGCUCGGGGACUUGGUGGAAGGUAUAGCUGGUGCAGUGCUCAUUGAUUCUAAACUCAAUCUUGAUGAAGUUUGGAGAGUCUUUAAACCUAUACUAUCUCCUCUUGUGACUCCUGAGAAACUUGAGCUGCAACCCUCACGCGAACUGACUGAGCUGUGCGACUCUCUUGGUUACUUCAUCAAACAACAUUAUGUGAUGAAAGGUGAUGUUGUGCAUGCAGAACUGAAGUUGCAGCUCGAAAGCGUGCUCUUAAAUGGCAAUGGCGUUGGACCUAACUCGAAAGCUGCAAAGGGAAUGGCAGCUCUUCAGUUAUUGAAGAAAUUAGAGUCGAGAGGAAUAAAAUCUUCCAAGCGGCCAAAGCACGACUCCGAUGCAGAAGCCCCGUCAUUUGCAGUGUCGGAUGAUGACAUUCACUGCGAGCAGCUGAGUGAAACCUCUGGAUCAGUCCCCAAAAGGCGAAAGAUAGUUCAAUCGCAGCAAGAGAGCAUCGUAGAUUCAUCCAGCACAGAGUGCUCGUCUCAGAUGGUGGACAUUCCAGUGAUUCCGCCGAUCGAGAUGAAGAAAGGGGGGCCACGGACCUCACUCCACACCCUAUGCAUGAGACUGCAGUGGCCAGCGCCUAGUUUCCAGACGACGGAGGAAAAAUCAAGAACGGCCUUCACAUUUGGUGACACGACGAGCUUCUGCAGUUUCGAGUCACAGAUCAGCUUGACCAUACCCGAUUCAGGCAAACUGGAGCUCAUGGGAGAGGCCAGAGGUGAUAAGAAGAGCUCGUACGACUCUGCUGCACUCCUGAUGCUGUAUGAACUCGAGAGACUGGGGAGGAUCAGAAUAGGCGAAUGACCGGUGAGACGAGCAACAAGGCGAAUUGACGGUACCAUCGGAAAUAAGGGUAGUGCAAGGAAAUACUUUUUUGAUCAUUUCAGACCUUGAUGUGUUAACAGAUUCAUCAUGUAAAGGUUAAUGCAGUACUGGCACAUGUAAAUAUAUUUUUAACCGGCAAAUUUGGUAAAUGUAUAUAUAUUUUUAACUUGAA
Molecule: messenger RNA, 5677 nt
Organism: Salvia miltiorrhiza (redroot sage)
Lineage: Eukaryota; Viridiplantae; Streptophyta; Magnoliopsida; Lamiales; Lamiaceae
Product: endoribonuclease Dicer homolog 3a-like
Exons: 25
Coding region: 388-5484 (1698 amino acids)
Biological process (GO): siRNA processing
Cellular component (GO): nucleus; cytoplasm
Molecular function (GO): RNA binding; ribonuclease III activity; ATP binding
Source: RefSeq, a predicted model, not a curated record